This is a messenger RNA of Dendronephthya gigantea, 1321 nucleotides long. RefSeq names its product centrosomal protein of 97 kDa-like. The transcript is spliced from 13 exons. Bases 116 to 1321 code for a protein of 401 amino acids. Gene Ontology annotation, molecular function: protein binding. Lineage: Eukaryota; Metazoa; Cnidaria; Anthozoa; Malacalcyonacea; Nephtheidae. The record is from RefSeq and is a predicted model, not a curated record.
AAUUCAAAUGAUUUCAAGACAAAUAUAUCAAAAUAAAAGAUAUUUUAAUCCUUUCCUGCAAUAUCGAUAUCGUAUUUGAACCUAUUUUCUUUAUAAUCGUUUUUAAAGCGACAAAAUGAAGGGUUCAGUGGUCCCUGAUGAGGGAAACCAGGUAAAGAAAACCGUGAAAAUAAAAGAAGAUGUGCUGGAAUUAAGUGGAAAAGGAUUACAAAACAUGAACAGCUUACCAAAGCGUCACUCAAUAUGUGACUUAAUUCUGGAUAAUAACAGUAUUACAAAAAUUGAAAAAUUGGAUAUUUUUCCUAAACUGACUGUGUUGUCAAUGAAGAGCAAUCGUUUGGUUAGGAUGAAUGGUGUGAACUUUGGGAAAAACUUGGUAUCAGUUAACUUGUCAAACAAUGGUAUUGUGUCAAUGGAAGGUUUAUGUUGGUUGGUUCACUUAGAAUAUCUUGAUUUAUCAAAAAAUAAUAUUAAGCGCAUUCAAAAUGUUUCCUAUUGUUCCAAGUUGAAACACAUGAACCUAUCUGAAAACAGCAUCACAAACAUAUCCAACUUGAAAAAUCUCACAGAGUUGAAGGUCCUUCUUUUGCAUGGUAAUUCUAUCACAACACUAGAAAGAGCUGGGGAGAAUUUACCAGAGCAAAUUGAAACACUUUCUUUUUCUGGAAAUGGCAUAGCUGACCUUAAUGAGCUUUGCCAUUUGUCAUGUCUCUUCACAUUGAAGAACUUUUCCAUCCAGGAUAAUCCUUGUGUUAUGACAACAUCUUCCCUGCCUGAAUUUGACUUCAGACCAUUUGUCCUAUCAACUUUGCCAUCUUUACUAACACUGGAUGAUGGUGACGUGACAGAUGAUGAAAGGAAAAGUGCGGAAAGGUUGAGUCAGGAUGAGAACUUCUCAUUGUUCACAUUUGGAUAUCAUUUGCAGCUGGUUCUUUACUUGAGUAAAGUCACUCCUUUGAAUGAUACUGAUGAGGUUAACAAAGAUCAUAUUGACAUUUUGGACGAAUUCUUGCAAAAACGACGAACGGAAACAGACCAGAAGAACACGGAGAUUACAAGAAACAGGGCUGAUAUAAAAGCGAGCGACACCCUGGACUCCUCCAGUUAUUCAGUUCGGGAAUACUCAGAGAAUACUCAAAAUGGAAGUAGAGAUUCCUAUGACGAGGAUACUGAGACUGACACGUUGUGUUCUGAGUCCAGGUUUCUUCCAGUCUACUCUCCUCUAAAGACAUCUCAUGAAAUCGAUCAUCAUAGUAAGAAAAUGAACAUCAAACAUCCCUGUGUUAAAGCACGAGAUAAUAAACUUCUUUCAUAUUUUUAA